AAACCCCUCACUGGGUAGUUGGUUAUUAGCGAAACCUCUCUGAUAUUCUAUUCUACUCAUCUUUCAGCGGCGAGGGAAGCGUAGACCUUUUUCGUCUGUGCCGCCGUCAGCAGCGUUUUCUCAUCGGAGGUGAUGGCGUUGAAGUUGCAGCAGUUGCAAUCCAAGGCCUGUCAAGCAUCGAAGUUUUUGUCAAAGCAUGGAACUCCCUACUACAAGCAGUUGUUAGAGCAGAACAAGCAAUACAUUCAGGAGCCACCUACUGUGGAGAAAUGCAAUGAGUUGUCUAAGCAGUUGUUUUAUACUCGUCUUGCUAGUAUCCCUGGUCGAUAUGAGUCAUUCUGGAAGGAGCUUGAUUAUGUGAAGAAUUUAUCGAGGAAAUGGAAAGAUCUGAAUGUUGAAGACGCUGGCAUUGCUACUUUGUUUGGGCUGGAGUGCUUUGCCUGGUACUGCGCCGGUGAGAUUGUGGGAAGGGGAUUUACUUUCACUGGCUACUAUGUCUAAAGGUGAUUUCCUCAAAAUGUUUUGUGAGGAUGUGUAAGCUUCUGUCGUCAUUUGCGUGAUUAUAAUCGCAGCCACCCUUGGUGCUCAUUUCUUAUUUUCUAUGAAAUUUUUGUAGCUGAGGAAUCAGUGCUCAACUUUGAUAGCCUUAAUAAUUUUCACAUUCCAAAAUGGCUUAGGUUAACGAGCCUUGGUGUUGUCUCCAUCUUUACUAGAAAUAACUACAACCGAUAAUAAUAUGAUGCAAAUUGC
Messenger RNA from Rubroshorea leprosula, 750 nucleotides. Lineage: Eukaryota; Viridiplantae; Streptophyta; Magnoliopsida; Malvales; Dipterocarpaceae. The record is from the annotation of a GenBank genome assembly.